GAAAUUUCAAUCUUUUUUUUUCUCCUUUUUUUCGUAAAAGCUCCCACUCUUCUAUCCCACUUCCACCCACACUCCCCACGUCACAUUUGGAAGGCGAACAGACACGAUCGAUCCGUCAACGCCUCUAACAUUUGCGAUGCUUCAACUGAGUAGCCGGGGCGCCCACCGUAUCGGAACAUCCUACAUAUGCGCCUCAUGCCUACGAACAUGCCCAUCGCCCAGGCUGCGGGUGCAUCAUCCCACCUUGCUCCCUUACCCACACAGCCGGACGCUGUCGACCACCCCCUUCCGACUCGCGCCGGCGAUAGAACCCGCUACGGACAGAGCCGAUAGCCCGCUCCCUGAUCCCCCGAAGAAGAAGGGCAAGAAGAAGAAAUCCGAAAAGAAUGCCGAAGCGCAAUCUGUGUCUAAGAAAGGGUCUAUCAAGACCGACGAAGCACGCCAGAUACAAGUCCUAGAGGGCGCACUCCGAGCAUUGAAGAAUGUCCUGGCCUCCCAGAAUAUCAACGUCGAACAGAUGAGCAAGCCAAGUGGCCAGUCCGCUUCGCAGGCCUCCGAAUCUCAGCCUACGACCCAAAAUGCCAGUGAAACCAAUGACGAGGAUGUCAAACCCGCUCGGAAGGCCGCGGGGAAGACGAAAUCAAAGAAGGCUGCUGCUGCUGCUGCUGCUGACAGUGUCACUGAAACCCAUGAGACGAAUGAAGAAGCCACGGAAAAAAGGGACGAGGCUAAGGCCAAGAAGCUCAGUUCGAAGGCGAAAGAAAAACGUAAGAAAGAAACCAAGGCUGCCACCAAGGCUAAGAGCAAGAAAGGGAAAUCCAAGAAGGCAGCUACCACCACCACCACCACCACCA
Durotheca rogersii is the source of this 854-nucleotide messenger RNA. RefSeq lists its product as uncharacterized. NCBI's taxonomy places the organism in Eukaryota, Fungi, Ascomycota, Sordariomycetes, Xylariales, Xylariaceae. The annotation marks the transcript as partial. The record is from RefSeq and is a predicted model, not a curated record. The transcript has a single exon.